Messenger RNA from Sarcophilus harrisii (Tasmanian devil), 3846 nucleotides. RefSeq names its product mucin-1-like. Bases 395 to 913 code for a protein of 172 amino acids. NCBI's taxonomy places the organism in Eukaryota, Metazoa, Chordata, Mammalia, Dasyuromorphia, Dasyuridae. The record is from RefSeq and is a predicted model, not a curated record. The transcript has 2 exons.
AAGCGCAAAGUCUCAAGUUCAAACGCCCGGCUCUUGUCGCUCUGGGGAAGCUGGCCCAGGAUGGAAGCUCGCCGCCUCCAAGGGCUUCGCAGGAGGAGCAGCAGCAGCGGCGGCGGCAGAGAGGGAACAAUCCGUGCAUCUCCAAGGGGAGAAGAAAGAAACAAAACUCCAGAAGGCUCCCCAGGUCAGAGACUUCGCGGGGGUCCCCCGAGGGGCGCGCUUCGCCGCAUCGACUCUAACCAAGCGCCCCCCGGUCCAUGCCCCGCCGAUUCCCCCGAGGCUCGUCCCCCGGGCUCAGCUCAUCUGCCAGAAGAGGCUCCGGGAGGGCUUUUGCAGAAAUCGGGAGACUCUGGGUCCGGCCCGCUGGGAGCCCUCCUCCCCCAAACCUGUUAGGAUGGAGGCAGCGAGGCCCGGCUCGCUGCGGCGCGCGGCGACGGCACCUUCGGCGCUCGCUCUUCCUCCUGGGAUUUCAAAACCGCCCGCGGAGCGAGCCCCGACCGCAGGGGGGUGGGCUGGGAGAGACGGGCACCGAGGUUCCGAUCCGCCUCCUGGGGGCGGGGGCUUCGUCUCCUCGCACGGCUGGGUCCAGCCUCGGCGCAGCCCCCUUCUCAGACCCCGGACCACUCGGCGCCCGAGCGACACGGAGGAGCUCAAGGGCUUCCCCGCACGCUACAGCCCCUCGUGCCCCCGGGGCCUCGGCCGGGGCGAGCUGCGGGCUCGCUCCCGAGCAACUCUCGGCGCUAGCCCGGCCACCGAGCGCCGCGCAGCAGCGCCCCCGCGCCGCAGCCGAGCCCCCGCGCAGCCGAGCCCCGCGCAGCCGCUCCGCUCCCUACGCAGCGCCGGCACCCGCGGGAGAGGCGAAGAGGCGGACGGCUCCCCCAGCAGCAAGCCGGCCCCGCCGCCGCCCGCGUAGCCCGAGGAAAGCGAAUCGCUGGUGGACACCCCUCCGCUACCCUGAUCUCACGUCGGCAGAAUAGUUCUCCCACCUCGCCAUCUCACCUUUCAGGUUCAGCGCAGUUCUGCCCGGCUGAACGUAAAGAACCUGCGGCUCUGGGUCCCGGGAGUGAGAUCUGCAGAGAUAAGCAGCCGGACAUCCCCGGGCUGGCUGACCCCACCGGCCCGUGAACGCUAGGAUUGUGCACGUAGCCGCAGGAGCAGAACCGCGCCGGUCUGACUGCCAGAUACCCCUCUAUGGCAUGUGGGUUGGGCUCUUGGAUGCUUUCCCUGCCUCCCCCCACCCCCUUCCUUUGGGGGCUCCGAGCAGGGGCCUGCAGGUUUCGUCCGGGCGGCUGAUUCUGCCCGCCUGGAGGCAUGAGGGAGUAGAUUCUUGGGCUCGGAUUGUAACUGCUUUCUAUCUGAAUAUGUAACAGGACUGGGACAGGGAAGGGUUGUGUGAAUGGUUGGAAGGCUUUUCAUCGGUGCAGCCCAACACCAGCUGGAAGCAUCCCAGCCUGAAGGGCUCUGUAACCCCUCUCCGCCUUCCCCUCCUCCUAAAGAACACCCCCCCACCCACCCACCCAUUCUGUGUGCUGUUGUCCUCCAGUCCUUGAAACUGGGCUGCUAGAGGUAUUGCUGAGGAGCACGGACAGUAUGGCUGGAGUCUUAGGCAAAGCCCGGACUAGAAACUGGUAUCUUUUCUGAAGGUGUUUCAGAUUCACAACGAGUCAAUUCUGUCUCAGAAGUCAAAUGAACAUAUUUUUUCAGAGGAGGAAUGAAAUCAAGUAACUAGGAGGAGGAACAAAUUCAGUUCAAUUUGACAAAUGUUUAUUAAUCACAUAUUGAAUGUGAGGAACUAUGCCAGUUGGAUACAAAAGCCAAAAAAGGAAAUAGUCCUGACCCUCACAGAUCUUCCAUUCUACUGGCUGGAUGCAGCAUAUACAUAAAUAUAUCCAUAAAUGUAAAGUAAUUUGAAGCUGGAGUAAACAUUAACAUUUGGAAGAAUCUAGGAAAUCUUCCAAAGAAGGGAGGCUAAGGAGCUAAAAGAAGGUAAAAACUAGUGAAGAGUAGGUGGGAAGAUAAGUGGGGAGCAAAUGCUGACUUCUAGGAAUGGUUGGUAUUUUAGUUUGGAUCACAAAGGAAAGCUCAGAAAUUUGGUCCUCCCAUUGACUCAGUAAAUAAAAUUCUAAGCUUUUUAAGGUAAAAGGACCCUUAUCUAAUUCACAGAAGACUGAGAGGAAGGAAAUGAUUUGGUUAAGGUCACUGAGAUUAAAAUAGUGAUUUCAGGGCUCCAAAUACUGUGGUCUAGUAAUUGUCAAAGUGUGGUCCAGGGACCCCCUUAGGGAAACGGUUAAGGGUGGGGGCCCCUUUUCAGGGAGUCCAUGAAGUCAAAACAAUUUUCAUAGUAAUACCAUUAUAUUUUAAUUUCUAAUAUAAUACAUUUUUAUAUUUAAUUUAAACAAAUACAAAAUGAAAAAAGGAAUAAAUUGUGAUGCACAUGGCAGACCCUAAGAGAAGAUUCAACAUAAAAUAAUAAAUUUUCAUUUCAAGAAAUAAAUUCUACCACAUUGUCUUCUAAGCUGCCCUGCUUCUCUUUGCUUCCUUGUUCAUUUUCUUUUGUUCUCUGCUAAUUACUUUUUACUUUAUUUUUUCUCCUCCUUUCCCCUAUCAGUCUAAAAAAGGCUACAAUUAAGCAUGGCUAUGUUAAACUGUACUAUGCUUAUUUUCUCCUAUCAUUUAUUUCUCUGAAGGUGUCUAGCAUAUUCCUUCACAAGUCCAAGUCUUUUCAUGUUUUCUCUAAAUCAGCCAACUCAUCAUUUCCUACAACAUAGCAAUAUUCUAAUCCAAUCACAUUCAUUAUCUGAGAGAUUGUGACUCCCCCCUCCCAGUUUUCUGCAUUCCUUCAGUGCUCUCACUUUAUGUCUUAAGGUCUGCUACUGAUGAAUCUGUUUCUUUUUUCCCUGGUUUCUUAAAUCCCUGACCUUUUAUUCUACCAAAUGAGCUUUGUUUUUAAUAUGAUAAAUAUUAAUAAACAUAAUUCACAUAAACAAAAAGCUCUUGGUGGGGAGAAUCUUCACUAAUUUUUAAGAGUAUAAAACGGGUCCUGAGACCAAAAAGUUUGAAAACAACUGUUCAUAGUUUUUCCACUAACUACAUCAAGCAAUCUAGUCUCUCUUCCUGCCCACUCCUCCCCACCCCUCAUUAAUGAAGACUGGGCUGGGCUUUCCAUUGCUGAAUCACUAAUGGUUAUUACUCAGAUUAUUUACAGAGCUGAUGAAGCAGUCAAGUUCAAGAUAGAUAUAUCUACCCAUAGGCUAAAACAUCUAUUGAUUUGUGGCCUGAACCUUGCUAAUAUUUGAACUAGCACACAAGGAGAUAAAAGGUUUCAUAUAACUCUCAAAGAGCUAUUCUUAAUUGGACAGAGGGCUCCCAUCUCUGUGUGUACCAGUUCCCAUUAAUCAGCCAUUUGUGCCUCCUGGAGAACAGGCCAGGCCAGUGCCAACAUCAUUAAGGCUACUUAACCUUUACUCAGCUCGCGCUGAGCCGGAGCAGAGAAAGCUCCCUGCCCCCCACCGCUGCAUCGAUGACUUCCCCAUUUGGUGGAGGAAAGGUUGAGGCAGUGUGGUUGAGUUGGUUCCGAGGGGCUCUACGGAACUGUAGACGGAGGAAUUUCAAAGUACACUUUCCAGUAAAUAUCAAACAAAACUCAAGAUCCAACUAGGCUCAAGUUUCCUGGGAAGCCAAAUUUAUGGGUACUCUUUUUGUAAUAGCUCAAUGAUUGCUAAUCCCAGGGAUUGAUUCUAGCCUUGGAAUGCCCUGAAGAGGGGACAUUUUCAGCUUUGAGAUGUCCUUUCUUUCCUCUACCUGUGAAGAUAGGUUGUGAUUAGAGAUUUCGGAAGGAAGGAAGGA